CCUUCACAAACACAACUCACUUCCCUUUAUUUGCUUUCGCCAUUCAAACCGCUCUAAUUCCGAUACUUCUCUUUCUCUGAAAGAAAAAUGGCGGAGGAGAAGCGUGACGUGGAGGUCAAGGAACUGGAAGCAGAGAAGCCUCAGGAGACGGUGGAGGCGGUGGCUGCCGAAUUCGAUCAGAAAGUUCAUGUGACGGAGGAGGAGCAGGAAACGGACAAGAAACACCGCCUGUUGGAGAAGCUUCACAGAUCAGACAGUUCGAGUUCUUCGAGUGACGAGGAAGAAGGGGCCGAGGGAGAGGAGGAGAAGAAGAAGAAGAAAAAGAAGGACAAGAAGGAGGAGGAGGAGAAGAAAGAGCAGGCAGAUGAAGAUCACGUGAUCCCGAUCGAGAAAUGCGAAGAAGAGAAACCAUCUGAGGAACAGAAGAAAGGGCUCCUUGAAAAGAUCAAGGAGAAGCUUCCGGGCCACGGAACCGCCAAGAAACCCGAGGAACAGGCGGUGGCAGAGGCCGCGGCCCCCGAACAACACCAGCCGGAUAAAAAGGGUUUUCUGGAGAAGAUCAAGGAGAAACUUCCCGGGUAUCAUCCCAAAACCGAUGAAGACAAGAAGGAGAAGGAAUAAUCCGCUUCAUCCCAUUGAGAAACAUCGAUCCGAUGGUUGUCAUGCCCUUGAAUGCUUCUGUUUUGUUUUGUCUUUGAUUUGUGUUCUUUCGGUUUACAUGUUUUACAUUUACGUACGAGUGCUUGUAUAAUGCAAAAGAAGCUUUGUUUGAUGCUUUAGUUCAUGUUUCCAGGUUGCGUUA
Messenger RNA from Tarenaya hassleriana, 802 nucleotides. Its product is annotated as dehydrin ERD14-like. The transcript is spliced from 2 exons. NCBI's taxonomy places the organism in Eukaryota, Viridiplantae, Streptophyta, Magnoliopsida, Brassicales, Cleomaceae. The coding region runs from base 88 to 621 and encodes 177 amino acids. Gene Ontology annotation, biological process: response to water. The record is from RefSeq and is a predicted model, not a curated record. Gene Ontology annotation, cellular component: membrane.